This is a messenger RNA of Haliotis rufescens (red abalone), 5269 nucleotides long. Its product is annotated as transcription initiation factor TFIID subunit 2-like. Gene Ontology annotation, cellular component: transcription factor TFIID complex. The coding region runs from base 148 to 4044 and encodes 1298 amino acids. The record is from RefSeq and is a predicted model, not a curated record. Gene Ontology annotation, biological process: transcription initiation at RNA polymerase II promoter. The transcript has 32 exons. Lineage: Eukaryota; Metazoa; Mollusca; Gastropoda; Lepetellida; Haliotidae. Gene Ontology annotation, molecular function: RNA polymerase II general transcription initiation factor activity; zinc ion binding; metallopeptidase activity.
AAAUGGCGGCUCCCUGAAGUCAACAAUGAAUCGCACGAAGUAAACACGGGGAAAGCCGCUGAUUGCCGAUGUGUCAUGAUGUGUGCAUUGUUACGCUAUGAAGACUGAAGAUAUUUAUUUGCUGUACACCAGACAACGAAACAAGAAAUGAAGAAGGAACCGAAAAUUGAUAAUCACCGUCCAUACAAAAUAUCCCAUCAGACACUCUGUAUCACUGCCAUCAACUUCGAGAAACAAUCAUUGAUUGGUUAUGUGGAGCUGAGUCUUUAUCCCCAGAAGCCAGACUUGCGGAGGUUAAAGAUCAACAGUAAACAAUGCAGAAUCUACCGAGUAUGUAUCAAUGAUACCUGGGAAGCGGCCUUCCUCUACAAUGACCCAACACUGGAGAUCUGUCAAGGAGAUGCCAAACAGCGGAAUCUUGACUUUUUCCAAAACUGUCAUCUGUCGGCCAUGACAGCUGUAGAAGCAGACAAUGCCAAUGGGGAGGUGACAAUCAGGCUCCCCCAAGAAGCCUUCCCUUUAAUGGCAGACAUGCGUGCCAUAAGGAUCUCCAUUGAGUUUUCACUUGACAGCCCAAAAGGAGGUGUACAUUUUGUUGUGCCCAACAUUGAAGGCAGUUUGGCUGAGAGGGGAGCUCAUAUGUUCUCCUAUGGCCAUGAAAAUUCAUCAAGGCUAUGGUUCCCCUGUGUGGACACAUUUUCAGAGCCGUGUUCAUGGAAGCUGGAGUUCACUGUUGACCGAGAGAUGACUGCUGUGUCUUGUGGGGAUCUGAUUGAGGUCAUCUACACACCGGACAUGAAGAAGAAGACCUUUCAUUACUACUUGUCAACACCAACCGCAGCCCCCAACAUAGCCCUGGCCGUUGGCCCAUUUGAGAUCCUGGUUGAUCCCAACAUGCAUGAAGUGACCCACUUCUGUUUGCCCCACCUGUCGUCAGUGCUGAAACACACCACCAGCUACCUACAUGAGUCUUUUGAGUUCUACGAGGAGCUGCUGUCCAGCAGAUAUCCCUACUCCUGCUACAAGCAGGUGUUUGUGGACGAGAGUUACGUGGAUGCCUCUUCUUAUGCUACUAUGACCAUCUUCAGUGUUGAUCUUCUUCAUUCAUCACGCAUCAUCGACCAGACCUUCAUAACGCGGCGGCUCAUGGCCACUGCAGUUGCGGAACAGUUCUUCGGGGCCUUUAUUGCCAUGCAGUCAUGGAAUGAUGCAUGGUUGCCAAAAGGAAUGGCCAACUAUCUUUCUAGUCUGUUCAUCAAGAAGACGUUUGGUAACAAUGACCACAGGAUGACUAUUUACAAGCAUCUGCAGGACGUGUGUGAGUACGAGGGUAAGGUCGGAGGUCUGGUGCUGGACCCAGUCGGCAAGGAAACCAACCAGCACUUCUCCAUCAAGAGUCCUCACACAGUGUCACCCAAGUAUCUGGAGGUGUUUGUCAAGAAAGCCCUGCUGGUCAUCCGCAUGCUGGAGUUCAGGCUGGGCUCGGAGCUGCUUCUGCAGGUGUUGAACAAGCUUCAAGCUCUUGCCUUCACAGCCUCCCAGCAGAAGUUCUUUGCCAACACCUGGUCCAACAUGCUGGUCUCUACAUCAUCCUUUCUCAAGAUCAUCUACACAGUCACAGGAAAAGACAUCCAGCCUUUUAUCGACUUGUGGGUUUAUCAGAGUGGCUGUGCCCAUUUCUUUGGUAACUUUGUGUUCAAUCGCAAGAGGAACGUCGUUGAGCUGGAGAUAAAGCAGGACCUGAAUGCCAAGGGCGCCCUGAAAUAUGUGGGCCCUCUGACAGUGACCAUCCAAGAGUUAGACGGCUCCUUCAACCACACAUUUAAAAUAGAGGAAAACAAGACUAAGUUUGAGAUAACAUGCCAUUCCAAGAGCAGGAGGAACAAGAAGAAGAAGAUUCCAUUAAUCACAGGGGAAGAAGUUGAUAUGGAUCUAAGUGCUAUGGAUGCCGACUCCCCGGUGCUGUGGCUGAGAGUGGAUGCGGACCUGCAGCUUCUCCGCCAUGUCAUAUGGGAGCAGCCUGACUACAUGUGGCAGUACCAGCUCAAGUUUGAAAGGGAUGUGUCUGCUCAGUUACAGAGUAUCUGGGCCCUGGAGCACUACCCUACUCCACAGACUCGCUUGGCGCUGACGGACACCAUAGAGAAUGAACACUGCUUCUACAAGGUGCGGAUGGAUGCCUGCAGCUGUUUAGCAAAGGUAGCUAACUCCAUGGUAGCUGGAUGGACAGGACCUCCGGCCAUGAUGAUCAUGUUCAAGAAGAUGUUCGGCUCUCACUCAUGCCAGGCCAUCAUCCGACAGAACAACUUCAGCAACUUUCAGCACUACUUCCUGCUUAAGACCAUUCCAAUGGCUAUGGCCAACCUGCGGACUGUCCACUGUAUCUGUCCGCCAGAGGUGAUGCGCUUCCUCCUGGAGCUCUUCAAGUACAACGACAACAGCAAGAACAAGUAUUCAGACAACUACUACAGAGCUGCUCUCAUUGAUGCAAUGUCAGCCACCAUUACCCCUGCUGUCACCCCAGUAGUAAUCUCAGAACUUGGUAAAAGUACAGACAGCCUGACUGCAGACACCAAGCAGUUUCUUGAAGAGAUCACAAGGUGUCUGAAUCUGGAGAAACUGCUCCCCUGCUACAGACAUACAGUUACAGUCAGUUGUAUACGAGCCAUACGCAGCCUUCAGAAGUUUGGCCACUUACCCAACGACCCGGAGCUCUUUAAGAGCUAUGCUGCGUAUGGAGUAUUCCGCGACGUCAGAUUAGCUGCAUUCAAUGCUAUUGUUGAUUUCAUUAAAGUUGACCGCAACAGUGAAACCCUGAAAUGGUUGUUGAAUAUGAUCGAGACAGAUCCAGACAUCCUAGUCAGACAUGGUGCUCUUCAACUACUUAUAGAAAACCCUCCCUUUAGAAAGUCCGAUAACAACCCUCUCAAUACGGACAGCCUGGUGGAAAGACUCUGGAAGAUGAUGAACUCCUCGCUGUCCCACGACAGCCGCCUGAGAUGUGGUAUUGCUGACCUGUACUAUGUUCUGUAUGGCCGAACACGACCCACCUGUCUGGCUAUACCGGAGAGUGUUCUUGUGCUCAACCUGAAGGAGAAAACUACCAUGCUGAACCCGACCAUUGUUCCAGAGAAGACAGAGGAUGAGCUGUUUGAUGAGAUGUCACAAGCUGAGGAGACCACGCCCACUAAGGGAACACAGUCUGAGGACAUCGAGAUGAUCGAUGUCGAUGUCACGCCAGAGAAGAAGCCAUUCUUUGUACGAGGGGAGUCACAUGAUCACCGAGAAACUGGCACCAAGAGGAAGGCGUCAUCACCUUUGACAGACCUUCGACCAAAUUUAGAAUCCAGUGUCUUGAAUGUAAAACCAGAACCAGUGCAAUCAGAUGAAGGGAGCGGAUUCAAGCUCAAGAUUAAGAUCGGAAUGAAGAGCACGGAAGCAGGAACAACAUUUCUUGCAACCACUCCAACUACGAUUAUUUCCCCCCCACCUGUGCCCACAACACCAGGGGGCUCGUUUGCUUCUGAGUUCAUGAAGUUUGUCGGGAUGAAAUCAGAUUCGGAGUCUCCCAGCACCUCUGGCCAGCCCCCACCACCACCCCUCCUGCUGCCUCACCCCCCAGAGAGGAAGAGAGAGAGUAGCGUCAGCCGACUCAGUGAAGAUUCCAGCUCCCCAUCUCAUGCCCCUCAGAGUCUGUCAGAUGUCCCCUCAACGCCAUCAGGCCCAUCCAAACCUUUGCCUCCCAUAGCCACGCCCGGCUCCCAUGCCCUGGAUCUCACCACCAAACCUCCCACAGAAGGAGAGGGCUCAAGUAGCAAGCAUCACAAGGCAAAGAAGAAGAAGAACAAGCACAAGCACAAGCACAAACAUAAGCAUAAGCACAAGCAUGACAGACCGGACAAGAAGGAAGGAAAAGAUAAGGAGAAGAGUGAGAAGCCAGAGAAAGAGCGUCACAUUGACCUUUAUAGUUCAGGGACCAGUAAUUUCAACUCACCAGCAAUUCAAGCUGAGGCACCCAGCUCACCAGACUUUGAAGUCAUCUAGUGAUGGCUUGAGGCCAUUUGGAUACUAUUGGAUGUAUGUGUUAUUGUAUAGGACUUUGGAUAGAAUGUUUGGUUUAUGGUAGUUUCUGCUCGUCUCUGUACCAUACAUAAAGGAUGCACAGCUGUUUUUAGCAGUUUUGAGAAUUAAUCAUUGCUCAUGCCAUCAACUGGUUUGUCUGGUCCAGUGUGGAUAGUAUUGAGAGUUUGCAGUCACUAAGUACCCAAUUUCAGCAGACCCGGUGGGUACCCCAGUUAGACUAGGUCCCCAGUGCUCUUUUGUCCACCGUGAGAUGCAAUUACCUCACAAUGUGUGGUCAGACUUGGCGACUGGAUUGAGGGGAUGUCACCUUUUACCAACAGCUUGGCACACUGAUGAUAUCAAGCACUUGUUUUUCUGGCACAAACUUGAUUAUUUUCAGGGUGGCAUGAUAUAGCUGGAAUAUUGCUGACUUACAGACAUACACAUAUGUAUCCAUUGUGAAAAGAAACCCAUUCAAAGCCACUUGCCUCCUUUGACGUCAUUGGCUGUGUAUCAGUGUGGACUAAGAAUCACAUCCAGCUUUUCAGGAAAGGUCCCCAGUAGCUUAUGCUGGUCAUGAGAGGGUAUUAAGUGGAUCGUGGGACUCAGUGGCUUGGUUGAUUGCGUGUCAUUGUACCCCAAAUGGCAUAGAUUGUUGCUCAUAAUAUCAGUCACUGUAUUAUCUGGUCCAGACUUGAUUAUUUACAGGCCGCUGGCAUAUAGCUGGAAUAUAGCUGAGAGUGAUUAAAGCUGAAAUAAACAAUAGAAACUUUCUGGAUUAAAACACAUUCCGCACUGAUCAGCAAAGAAAGACCAUGGUAACCACUCAUUACAUGUCCAUUAAUGAUGUGAGGUGCUUCUUGAUUAUAGAGCUUCAUAAAGAAAAGUAGUGGAAGCGCUCUGAUUCACUGACUCUUUAUUGUCACGACAAAUCACUGAACAGGCAUCAUCUGGGGUAUACUAACAUCCUCUGAAGUUAGGGUCUGAAUAGUUUCAUCCACCCUUUGUAUAUGUGGAUCUGUUGUGGCAUGGUGAUAAAGAAUCAAAACAGAAAUUGCUGCUGCUACUGAAAAUAGUACCUUCUGAAAAUGUUUCAAUCCUAGGGUUUGUAAUACUCUACAAAUGAGAUGUGCCACAUAUAUACAUAUGAAUGUGAGAUUUAUAUGACUAUAACAAUAAACGAAAAGAUAUAUUCAAUUUCCUUCUA